Molecule: messenger RNA, 1396 nt
Organism: Chlorella variabilis
Lineage: Eukaryota; Viridiplantae; Chlorophyta; Trebouxiophyceae; Chlorellales; Chlorellaceae
Exons: 7
Coding region: 110-1396 (428 amino acids)
Biological process (GO): peptidyl-serine phosphorylation; intracellular signal transduction
Molecular function (GO): ATP binding; protein serine/threonine kinase activity
Source: RefSeq, a predicted model, not a curated record
GCAUCCCACAAACGUGUCUGGUUUGCCCUCAACUGGCUGCCGGGCUCCACUAGCCUGUGUCGGGCAUGGCUUGCCGCUGAAGGGCUGGCGCUGCCCUCCAUUCGAGAUCAUGUGCCCGGGCACGGCGGCCCUGGCCCCAGCCAGCGUUAUGAGCGACCCAGAGUAUAAGGCCCCCAGGAUGCAGCUGUCGCUGGCGGACUUUGAGCUUCUGCGCCGCAUCGGGGACGGCAGCUACUCGCACGUUGUGCUGGCGCGGCACCGCGCCACGGGGCGAGACUACGCGCUGAAAGUGAUCGACAAGCAGUACAUUAUGAGGCACCGUGUGGUGGACUACAUCCGCAAGGAGCGCCAGAUCCUGGACGCGCUGCAGUACGACGGCAUCGCCAAGCUGUACUUCACUUUCCAGGACGCGUACUCGCUGUACCUUGGCCUGGAGUACUGCCCCAACGGCGAGCUCUACGACCAGAUCCGGCUGCAGGGGCGGCUGCCGGAGGCCACGGCGGCGGCGUACGCGGGGGAGGUGGUGCUCAUGCUGCGGUACCUGCGCCAGCAGGGCGUGGUGCACCGCGACCUCAAGCCCGAGAACCUGCUGCUGGACGGAGAGGGCCACCUGAAACUCAUAGACUUUGGGUCCGCAAAACAGCUGGCCCCGGAAGAGGAGCAGGCCGCGCAUGCGGACGCGCCACCGGACGCCGCCGCAAAGGCCGGCGGCGCAGCGGCGAAGCAUGCCGCUGCCCAGCCGGGGAGCGUGGCGGCGGCUGUGGUGGACGGCGCGGCGGCAGGCGGCGAGGAUGGCGGCACGGAGGCUGGCGGCAGCGAUGCAGAGCAGGCUGGCGGGAGCGGCGAGGAGGAGCCUCUGGCCGAGGCCUCCCAGAGUUCAGAGGAGGAAGGGGAGGGCGCCGGAGCGGACGGAGAAGCGGGGCCGCGCGCCGAGGGAGGGUCGGGGCUGGGCGCGGAGCGGAGCAAGCGUGCGGUGUCGCUAGUUGGUACUGCAGACUACGUGUCACCAGAGAUACUGAACAACCGCGCCGUGACCUGCGCCGCUGACCUGUGGGCCCUGGGCUGCGUGGUAUACCAGAUGCUGGCGGGGCGCCCGCCCUUCAAGUCGCCCUCGGAGUACCUGACUUUCCAAAAGAUUGUGGAGGCAGACUACGAGCUGCCAGAGGGCGGGUCCGAGGCGGCCGCCGACCUCGUUGCCCGCCUGCUGCGAGUGGAGCCAGCGCAGCGCAUCGGGGCUGCUGACCUGGCGGAGCUCCAGGCCCACCCUUUCUUUGCGGGCAUCGACUGGGAUACCCUGCGCAGCCAGCCGGCCCCGGAGUUUAUGCCCGACAUCGACCCAGGUGAGCAGCUGGUGGGCAGCUGGCGGGCGGCUGGUAUCCCCGCUACCUACUGGUAG